AUGGAGGCGCUGGCGCUGCCCGCGGCGCUGGCGCUGGUGGCCGGCGGCGGCGCCGGGCUCAGCCCGGAGCGGCGGGCGGCGCUGGGCGCCUCGCUGCCGCUGCUGCAGCGCGACUACCGCUUCGAGCGGGUCUGGUUCUGGGGCUGCAUCCAGGGCGUGCGCGGCGCGUACUACAUCGCCGAGGGGCUGGGCCCCGACCUCGCCGCGCCCCGCAGUCGCCUGUACAGCUCAAACUGCUUGGACUGGAGUCUCCUAACGCCAGCCACCGAGGAGAUGCGUGCACUGGCUGAGCAGGUGAAGGGCCGCUUUCAGGGGGAUCCUUCUUUUGAGUACAGCCUGGCCGAGAUAAACACAGAAGCUGCUGCAAAACUGAUUGAAAGUGGUAAGGAGCCUGUGAUGAAGGAGGAGGCCCGCCUCAUAGCUACGAUAGAACAGAUAGACAGAGAAGUUGGUAUCGUCCCCCGGGGGGCAUUUGUGAAGACUCCUCUUGGGUCUGUGCAUGAAAACAGACACUUCGAAGGUCUGUCUUUGGUGGAGGCAAAAAAGUUAAGUUCCUAUUUCCAUUUCACUGAUCCUGUUAACCUGAAGAAUAAAACCCUGCUGGAAAAGGCUGAUCUGGACCCAUCCACUGACUUUCUAGAUUCUCUGGAGCAUGAUAUCCCACAAGGCUCCUGGAGUAUCCAGCUGGAGAAGGGAGGCACUGUGGUGGUGCUGCGGAGCUUGCUGUGGCUGGGACUGACAUUCUACCAUGUCCCAAUGACCAAGCAAUUUGGCUAUGUCUACUUUGGCACUGGUGAGAAGAAUCUUGAUCUGCCCUUCAUGCUGUGACUCUUCUGUCUGGGAAAAGGACUCAAGAACUAGAAAAUAUCUGGAUUUUAUACUUAGGAAAUUUUGUUUACUGCUUGUUCUAAUAAAAAUGUGAAGCCUCUGCAUUUUGAGCAGGA
This is a messenger RNA of Hirundo rustica (Barn swallow), 944 nucleotides long. RefSeq names its product radial spoke head component 9 (gene RSPH9). Gene Ontology annotation, cellular component: axoneme. The coding region runs from base 1 to 828 and encodes 275 amino acids. The record is from RefSeq and is a predicted model, not a curated record. NCBI's taxonomy places the organism in Eukaryota, Metazoa, Chordata, Aves, Passeriformes, Hirundinidae. The transcript is spliced from 5 exons. Gene Ontology annotation, biological process: cilium movement involved in cell motility; motile cilium assembly; axoneme assembly.